Labeo rohita (rohu) is the source of this 1240-nucleotide messenger RNA. It is a transcript of the gene gemin8, whose product is annotated as gem (nuclear organelle) associated protein 8. NCBI's taxonomy places the organism in Eukaryota, Metazoa, Chordata, Actinopteri, Cypriniformes, Cyprinidae. The record is from RefSeq and is a predicted model, not a curated record. Gene Ontology annotation, cellular component: SMN complex. Gene Ontology annotation, biological process: spliceosomal snRNP assembly. The coding region runs from base 419 to 1069 and encodes 216 amino acids. The transcript has 4 exons.
AUCACUUUUCUUUCUACGCCUACUGGACGUGUGAUUAGAUGUAACCAGAGUCACCUCCUCACACGCGGAGCGUUCAGUUUUGCUCAACAAUGCUUAACAGGAGACUAAGUUAGAUGCUGUUCUGUUUUUAAAGGAAGUCUCUGGAGAGAUGUCUCAGCACGCUUGAUAAUGUGCUUUUGAGUGGAAACAUUGUGUCAGAUAGAGUGAGGCCUGUACAAUCUAAGCAGUUUUCUGUUUACUCCGGCUGUCGUAAAACUCUUCCUAUAUCGGCAGAGCCGUUAAUUGAUUGGCUUCCAAGGAGCACGUGGUCGAGAUUGGCAUCUCCUCCUUAAAACAGCUCUGGUUCUACUGACUCUCAUGGCAGGGGAAGGCAUAAGUGAUACAGAUAUAGAUUCCAUUAACUAGUCUUCUCUUCAUAAUGGCCAGUCAGGGUGAUGGAGAGGUGUGGUAUGCCCAUCCGGUUUACGCCCGAUACUGGCAGCACUACCAGCAGGCCAUGAGCUGGUACCAGAGGCAUAAACGGGCGUACAGAAAAGCUUUGGAGUUUGGCUACUUCCAGGCAAUGUAUUCCACGUACCCCUCUCCCAUCCAGCGAUACUCCGAUUGGCAUGCAGAUGAGAGCUGGAGGGAUGGUCACAGAGACAGAACGACAGGUAGAGAAGAAGCAAGGGACAAUGAGGCCACUGAUUCAGACAGUGAGAAGGAGGAGAGUUCAGAUGAGAGCCAGAUCGAGUGUGACGUCAGUAACAUGGACAUCUCAGAAGAACUGCGACAAUACUUUGCCCAGACAGAGCGACAUAAGCAAGAACUUAAAAAACAACAGCAGAUGGAGGCAGAGCAGCAUGACUUGUAUGUUCUAGCUGACCAAGACUUGCACAGAGUUUCCUGGCGCAGCAGCCUGCCUCCUUCAGAGCGUCCAGGAGAAAGGAGAACUGCAGAGAUGAAAAAGCUGUAUGGUAAAGAUGCAGCAAAGAUUCAGGGGAUGGAAGCAGCCAUGCAGCUUACCUUUGACCGCAACUGUGACAAAAAACAGCCCAAGUACUGGCCUGUUAUACCACUAAACCUAUAGGACGAUCUGACUCCAUCAUUAGUAUGCCUGGCACAACAUCACAGGAUGAAGAAACUGUUCUAAACUGCUGUGUUGAUAGUACUGAAGUGAUGUGUCAAAUUAGCAUCCGCGAAGACCCGAUUCAUUUGUAGUACCAACACAUGUUAGGUCCUUAUAGAUAGAUUUUCUGCA